AUGGAGGAUACACACAGAUCUGAACUCGUUGGAGGUUCCUGCCGCUUUGUUCGUGAGAGCUGGGUUUGCCCUACGAAGGAGGAAUUAUUUUGCUUGAGUAGCCCUUCAUACCUCACAAGGAAGAGAGACUUCAAGGAUGAAAUUUCUGAAUCCAAGCAUGUUUGGUUCUCUCUAAUCACUUCUUGGAAGAUUGAGUGCAGGUCGUUUUCCGUGGCGAAGUUAACGGAUACCCAGAAGUUCCCGAAGAACGUAGGGCUGGGAAAGGAGGAUUACUACUUUUGGAAGCAGAUAGGCAAAGCCCUGCUCUCGACCUACGCACUGUUUGGUGUGGCUUGGUUGUGGAAUGAGACAUCGCCACUGGGUUGGUGGACACUCAAGCCUCGGCCAAAGGAAGAGAAAGAGAUGGCCAACCUCUACGAGCGUCGAAGGUUACCAUAUCCCGGUGACGAAGAGGCUGUGGAGGAGUUCAUUGCGAGUGGGGGCACCAUGGGUACCACCAUCGGUCCCAAAGGAAUCAUCGAGUCUGAUGCGGAAUCCGAUCAUUUCCAGAAGAAGUUACAGUCGAAGAAGUUCAAGCAAGAGUCUCAGAAGCUAUGGCUGAGGAUGAGGAAUGAGGUCAUAUCGGAACUCCAAGAGAAAGGGUUUGACCUGGAGUGAUGAUGGUCUCUCUGCCUU
This is a messenger RNA of Telopea speciosissima, 675 nucleotides long. RefSeq lists its product as uncharacterized. The coding region runs from base 1 to 657 and encodes 218 amino acids. The record is from RefSeq and is a predicted model, not a curated record. NCBI's taxonomy places the organism in Eukaryota, Viridiplantae, Streptophyta, Magnoliopsida, Proteales, Proteaceae. The transcript is spliced from 4 exons.